Cryptosporidium muris RN66 is the source of this 1941-nucleotide messenger RNA. RefSeq lists its product as uncharacterized. The record is from RefSeq and is a predicted model, not a curated record. The coding region runs from base 1 to 1941 and encodes 646 amino acids. The transcript is spliced from 2 exons. NCBI's taxonomy places the organism in Eukaryota, Apicomplexa, Conoidasida, Eucoccidiorida, Cryptosporidiidae.
AUGCUUAAAAAGAUCUACUUUAUUAAUAUUAUAUUUUUAAUAGUUAAAUAUGCCAGCUGUCAUAUUGAAAACUAUUUGGACAUAUCUCCCCUUUACAUUGAUGACUAUUCUCAUAUAAUACAGUUACACUCUGGUGCAACUGGAAUUUCAACAGAUAUACCUAUUAAAAAUAUUCUUACUGAUAUUCAUAAUUCAUAUGAUCAUACAAAUAAAAAAUUGGAAGUGGUUGAUUCUAAUAUAAGGUCAGACUUAGACUUAUCUUUACAAGCAUGCAGUCUAGGUACCAAAGAUAAACAUGUCACACCAAUAACUGAAAUAUCUUGUAAUGAGAGAUUAUCCGAUACCGAUAAGGAGAUCUUAAAUAUAUAUAGUAACCAUAAAGUGAAAGCUGACCCUUCUUUAGAAGGUCACUUUGCUGUGAGUGGUAAAAUUAAUCUUUCAAGCGUUAAUAAAGUGAUUUCAGAUACUAAUCCAGCGGAAGUAGGAUUUAAAGGUUCUAACAAUGUACCCCCAAUUCAGUUAAGUGAUUUUCGUAGCUCCAAUAUUGGAGUACACUCUAAUAUAGAUAUAAAUCAACCUUGCUAUGAAGGAGCAGAAAACCUCAUGGUUUUAUCCUCAGCUCCCACUAAUAAACUUCUCUCACAUAGCUCUAAUGUACACUCAGAUUUACCAAUAGUUCAAUCUAGUAAAUUGAGUUCAGCCUUAUCAGAUUCCUCAUUAGGACAUUCUGUAGGGCUUCCUACAGAUGACCAUGUGAUACCCUAUACAGAUAUCUCUCCUAAUUUGGAUUCGAAUUCUUAUUUAAAACAGUAUAUGGACCUAUUAUCUACAAGGAAUUUAGACACAAAAGAUUCAAGCUCCUAUACUAAUAGCGUACCAUUAGGGCUAUCUUCCGAGUUACCUGUAGAUACAAAAGCAAGUUCACAAUCAAAUACACAAACAACACCACCUGAUAGCUCACAUACCUCAUCAAAUACUGCAGCAUUGAGCCCAGAGGAUAUUGCGAAGAUUGCAAGUAGCGUUGGUAGUUCUUUACUUUUAGCUAUAGGUGGAGUUGUAGGGGGAGGAGCUGCUUACCGUCGAAAUUAUAUGAAACAAAAGGAAGAUAUUAGUAAUCAACUCAUUUCAAAGCUUAAAAGUCAGUCUAUAGGUAAUAUCACAGAAGUAAUUUUAGAAGAGAGUAAUCUGCCAGGUAAAAAAGAUAUAGUAGGUAUUGUAAGUACAGCAAGUAAAGUUAAACGUAGUUUGGAUAACAAGCCUGGCCUUAAUAGAAUGAUGAACAGAAGAAGACUAAUUGGGUGUUCCAGUACUGAGGCUUCUAUUGCCAGUAUAUUUACACUGGCUAAUCUAAUCCUCCCACUUGCUCAAGUGACAAGGACGAUUUCAAGUGUACGUACUGAUACGAAGGUAUCUUCAAGAUAUGACUCUUUAGUUCAUCCUGAAUAUAGACACCUACAAUACGGAACUGAUGCAGAGAUAAUAAAUGAAAUGAAAUAUCGAAAAAAAAAGAGAUAUGUUAAAAAGAAGUUACUAAUUUUACCAGAAGAUCUGGAGAGUUAUGAAGGUACUCAAGAAAGUACUCAAGAAGCCUUAACUGAAGGUUACACUAACCAAACUAAUACACAACAUGCAGAGGAUUUCUCCAAAAUCGAUAAUACGAGUAGUCACUUCGUUUUUCGUGAAAUUAACCUUAAUAGCCCUAACUCUACAGAAGAAAAAAAAAAUAUAACAAUUUCCCCCCCUAACCAGGCUUAUCGUAUAAAUAAAGUUGUUAUUAAAAGAAAUAAAAUAAGAGGAGAUAAGCAAAUUAAAGCAAGAAGCUCUGAAUUAGAUAUGAGUGAUAAUAUAAUAAAAGCCUCUGAUAUUUCCAAUUUAAUACAAAUACCUUUACCAGAAAGUGAAAUUCCUCCAAUGCAACACCUGCAUAUUCCAAAAAUAUAA